This is a messenger RNA of Wyeomyia smithii (pitcher-plant mosquito), 3138 nucleotides long. RefSeq lists its product as uncharacterized. The transcript has 5 exons. The record is from RefSeq and is a predicted model, not a curated record. NCBI's taxonomy places the organism in Eukaryota, Metazoa, Arthropoda, Insecta, Diptera, Culicidae. The coding region runs from base 135 to 2702 and encodes 855 amino acids.
GCGGCAUAAACUCAAAUGUUGAUUGCUCUCAACCGUUUUUAAGUUUCUGGUCGAAAAAUCUAUUGAAAAUUGUGCUGUUUAUUAGUAGAUUCGUGACCAUUUGAGUGCUUAGUGUUAAGAAAGCGUGAAACAGAAUGUCUUCGUACAUAAAUGAUUUCAAUAACAACAUCCAAUCCUACUUUAUCAGUAGCACCUAUGGCAAUGAAACUUUAGUGACGAAUAGUUUGAAUCACCUUGCAUUGGUUACCGAUCAGCGGGUUUUCGAUGUGUCCGUGUACGGGAACAACGCAUUUUUUGUCAACCUCCACAAGCUGAUGAGCACUGGAACGAAAAAGAUGUCCCUGCUGUGGUCGGCUGUGUCGGUGCUGGAAGCGGCUACCCGGUGUGAGGAAACUCGAAAGGCCCUGGUUGAGAAGUUUCACUACCUGCCGGUGUUAACAAAAAUGCUAGAGGAGACCCACAACGGGGAACAGCAGCAGCGAUUGCUUGCCCUUGUCGAACUGCUGACACACGGCGUUCAGCUGGAAAGUCACGAGCCUUACAUCGAAACCCUAAUGCUGAAGCUGCUCGCGUUGAUGGAACAAAACCACGGCCACAAGGAUAAGACCGAGCUCGUCACGUUGGCUCUCUCGAUUCUGGUGAAUCUCUGCUACAUGAAUCUUCCUAUGACCUAUCUCCUGACUAAAAAUAUUAGCAUUUCGUCGUUUUGCGGAAGGAUUAAGCAAUUUGGACUGGUAGCGUGUAAGAUGUACAUUAUUUUAGAGAAAAAUGAUUAUCUGAAAGAGAUGGACUUGCAUUAUUUGCUGAAGAUGAGCUUCAAAGAGGUGCGGAAUGUUUUAGCUUCUGGGAAUAGCUUUGUUCUUCGCCAUGUUGUAGAUUAUCUGCAGUACAUUCUUCGGUACAACAGCAGAAAUAACUCAUCGAAGGAAAACCAGCAAAACACCGUUAACAUUGAGGAUGAUUUCUUCCGAAAAAAUCUAAAAGAGUUUUUGGAGGACAUUGACAGGCAUGCCAGUGACAAAACGAAAGAAUCGGGAUUUGUUGGCGCAAGGAAAAAACGAAAAGAUACCAACGAUGAUAAAACAAUGGGUUCGGUAUCGGAGCUAGCAGCGAUCGAUGAUUGCAUGGAUGUUUUGUUCGAGAUUUUAGAAUGCAUCGUGGCUCUGGAACCAAUUAGUGAAACCUAUUUAAAUUCAAUGGUUUGCUUGGCAGCUAAAUGGAUUCAAUCGAAGCAAAGUUGUGCCAAAGCGGUUGAUUUACUUAGAGUUAUUUUGGACACCACCUCGCAGGGUAGGGAAACGACGGAGAGCAUGCCGAAGUUUGUCGAUUCCUGUCAGAAUCUGCUUGUUGAUUUGCUGUCGAUAGUUAAAGAUAAUGAUGAUAAGAGAUUACUCGUUUCUCUUUGCCAAUUGCUUACAACGAUAGUGAAGGUACAAAACACUGUACAUUCAGACCUUGAUCACAUGGUCGAGCCAUUUUUUCGGCAGUUGUUUGGCCAGUUUCUGGAACCCAAUCACUCGUUUGAUUAUUCCCUACCAGAUAGUGAAAUUCGAGUGUAUCUCUGGGCGUUGCACACGUUCAAUGAGUUCGCGAAUGUUGCCCCGACACUAUGGUUUGCGAAAGUGAACAAUCUGUUAAACCAAAAGCCGCUCCAUUUUCUGAUUGCUAAAGGGCUGACAUUGGGUUGCUUGGAACUUACCGAAGCUAUGUUGCAUGUCGCAGCUUCGGCAGAUUUCCCCCGACGGGAGGUUUCCCGGAUGGUCUGCAUGUUGGCGACAAGUUGGAAUGGAAAUAAUCAGUCUGCUGAGAGGAGAACACUGACAGACUCACCACCGUGUGCUAACUCGGCAGUCCUUAGUCGGGAUCUGCUUGAGAGAAUGAAUCAAACUGUUUCGCAUAUCCAGGAUGUCACUGCUGCGGGACACAUCAAUGACGUGACGAAGGUCGAAUUGAUCGAAUUCUAUCAGUUAAAGAUUAACAUGGAAACUCAGUUGAUGAAGGAUUUGCGCGUGAGCUUAGCAGGAAUGUCGACACAGAUCAGCAAUUUUAUGCAUCAGAAUCAACUUCUGACAGCGGAAAUCGACAAGGUGCAGAGAAAAAACUUGCCCCUCGUGUUGAAAGUUUCUGCGCAAGAAUCGGAGAAUGAAUCACUGGAGAAGGAAUUAAACCACAUGCGAUGUGCUACAGCUUCGUACGAUAAAAAAAUCAAUCAAAUGAAGCUGGAGUUGUCCGAGUACAUUAAGAAAGCCAGUGAAAAGACACAGCAGUGCGCAGCUCUGGCUAAGGAGGUUGAGGCCUGUCGAGCGCGGAACGACAACUACGAGAAGGAAAAUAAACGGUUGCAGCAUGACCUGGUAGAAAUGACCAAAAACCGUGAUGACUCCCGUAAGCUGCUUAAGAUUGCCGAAGAGGAGCGACAGAAGCUAGCCGAGCAGAAGAGCACCGACCGAAAGUUGUUCGAAACCAAGAUUCGCGAGAGGGAGCGCGAAAUUUCCAAACACACCGUCCUCAUUAGCCAGCUUGAGCAGCAACUUUCGGCUCGAGAUAGCAAGCUUGAAAAGCAGGAGGAGGAGACAAAAGAACUGCUCGCGCAGAUUGCUGACAAAGAUGAACGGAUUGAACAGAUCGAGGCGGAGCUUAGGGAGAGUAAAAACCUACAGGAAGCGAUUUGCAGUCUGAUGAACAAGAAAGCGAAGAAAUGAUUGUUGUUGGCUGAUAACUGGAAAGCGGCCGGAUGGGACAAUAAAUUUUAUCUUUUAGCUGAUUUGAAGUGUAUUUGUAAGUGCUCAUGAAGCGUAUAAAUUGUUUUAGCUUUUUCGAAUUGUAUCACAUACUGGACUAGAUUGCAGCUUCACUAAUCAAUAAGAAAAAGUAGGACUUUCAUUUUUACCUUCAAAUUUAGGAAAAAGCAUGGCAUUUCGGAUUGUUUAUUCCCAGAGUAAUUUUUUUAAAUUGUUUGAUCUAAUGCUAAAAAAGUACGAUACUAAAACGAUAGAUUCGAUCGCAAUCACGUCGAAGAUGAAGUUCUUACAAACUCAUUUACACGAAUAUUGGCUCGUUGGAUUCCCUCUAAUUGUGUACUCGAGAAUGGAUUGACUCGAUUGUAUAACAAUUCCUCGAAAACUAUUCCCCAGAAAA